Molecule: messenger RNA, 3864 nt
Organism: Myotis davidii
Lineage: Eukaryota; Metazoa; Chordata; Mammalia; Chiroptera; Vespertilionidae
Product: phosphofurin acidic cluster sorting protein 2-like
Biological process (GO): protein localization to plasma membrane
Molecular function (GO): transmembrane transporter binding
Source: RefSeq, a predicted model, not a curated record
AGCAGCUGCAGCUUCCUCGCCACCUGCGGGCCUGGCCCACUCACCCACUGUGCUCAACACCCCAGUGCCCAUGACCCUCUUCUCUACCUGGGAGGUGGACUGCUCCAGACCUAGCUGCGUGCCCAGAUUGUGCAGCUUAACUUUAAAGAAGCUGAUGGUCUUGAAGGAGCUGGAGAAGGAGCUCAUCUCCUUGGUGAUAGCAGUGCAGAUGCAGAGCUCCAAGGGCAUCUUGAGAUCCCACGAGAGUGUGCUGCCCAGCAGCGGACCAGUGGAGACUGACCUGGCGCUGACCUUCUCCCUGCAGUACCCCCACUUCCUCAAGAGAGAAGGCAACAAGCUGCAGAUCAUGCUGCAGCAGAGGAAGUGCAAUAACAGCCAGACCAUCCUGGGCUACAAGACACUGGCCACAAGUGCCAUUCACAUGGCCAAGGUGAUGCAGUGACCCCCUGAGUGUGGCCAGGUGCUGAGCCUCAGCAGCAGCAUCCAGGGGUCCUCCAUCACGGUGGCUGAGAUCUGGAUCUUCUCCCUGUCCAGUCAGCCCAUCGACUAUGAGGACAGCACCAUGCAGGCCAGCCCCAAGGCCAAGUCCAUGGAUAGCUACACAGAGGGGAAAUCUGAAAGCUUCACUGAGCUGGACGCCAGCUACAAUCUCACACACAGGCAGGACCUGGAAGAAGCUGACUUUGACCUGGGGCAGCCCAAGAAGCAGCAGCGAUGCAUGCAACAAAACUUGAAGCAGAAAGUCAUGGCACUGCUUCCCAGAUCCAACAUGUCAGAAGAGGUCCUGGACUCAGAUCAGGACCCUAAGGAGCAUGUCCCUGAGGUGGAGGAGGACCUGGACCUUCUCUAUGACACCCUUAAGAAUCCCAGCGACAGUGGCCCAGACAUGGAGGACGAUAGCAGCAUCCUCAGCAACAACAAGCUCAAGACCAGACAAUACUGUGAAGGCCUGGCACACUCCAGCUGGCAGACGGAGACGAGGAGCUUACACAGUGCCCGGAGGCAGAAGGAGCCUCCUCGGCCGGCCAACAUGCCCAUGAAGACCCAGGGCCCAGGUGGCAAGCUCCUGUCAAGCGACAGUGGCUCCUAUUGGGUGGCCCACAGCAUGCCCAACCCUGGGAAACAGCUGGCACAGCCUGAGGACAGCCCGGAGGCAGGGACCUCUGCCCAGGACAUGCUCACUAAGAGGCGCACCACCAAGACCGAGUCUCUGGUCAUCCCUUCCACCAGCUCCAAGGGGAAGCAGCCUGCCUGCCGGGGUUGGAGCAGGUCCCUGAAUGAGUCGUCCAACAGCCUGAUCAAGGAGCACUGUCCAGUCCCACAGAGCCAACUGCAGGUCCCCAAGAAGACUGUGUUCGACCAACUGCACCACAGCCUCAUCUCCAACGACUGUCUGCCCGAGAACAUCAUCCUCAUCAACACCUCCGACAGGCAGGGGCAGUCCCUGUCGGACGUCCUGCAGCAGCACACGCUGCCCGUCAUGUGCACCGGCUCCAUGGUGGAUGUCCAGGAGGCCUUCAGCUCCAUCAUCUCCUGGAUACAAAGAUACCGCAACUGCAAUACCGAGGCCACAAUGCCAGUGAAGGUCGCCGUGGCGGGGGAUCAGCACUACUUCAGCACCGUGCUGCGGGUCUUUGUGGAGCAGCUGUCCCACAGGGCCCCGGACUUGCUGGACUACAUGCGCUUCCUGGUCAUCCCGUUGGGUUCCCACCCCUUGGCCAGGUACCUGGGCUCCGUGGAUUGCCGCUACCACAAACUCUUACAGGACCUGGCCUGGUGGGAACUGUUCUAUCACCUGGAGGCCCAGGAUGCUGUGCAGAACAUUGUGUUGAAAAUCAGAGAGUACAUCACAGGGGCCAACUGUGUCCUCCAGCUGCCCAUCGCAGAGGCCACGCUCAUCUCUAAGCCGAAGAGUUCGGAUGAGCUGUCCUCACAGAAGUUCAUUCCCUUUGUGGGGGCAGUGAAAGUUGAAGUGGAGCCAAUUUCAGCCACGUCAGGAGACUCAGCUGAAGCGGGCCCCUGAUGCUCCAGUGUGCUUUUGUCCACCGCCAGGGAAGCCUCACACAAGCUAAUUUCCUUGUCAUUAGUGAGUGGGGGCCUGUCCUCCCCCAGCCAGAGUGUGGGUGCUGAGCUGAUGGAGCUGCAGGUGGAUUACUGGACGGCAGCCCAGCCCACAAACAGGAAGAGGAGCGGGGAGAAGGAAGACCUGCCUGCCACCAAAAACACACUCCGGUGCACCUUCCGGUCUCUCCAGGUCAGCAGGCUGCCCAGCAGCGGCGAGGCUGCAGCCACGCCCACAAUGGCCAUGACUGUGAUCACCAAGGAGAAGAAAAAGAAGGGGAAGUUUUUGUCCAAGAAAGACAAGGGCACGGACUUGGAGUCCAACAGCCAGUGCAUCCAGGGCAUCGGCCGCUUGGUCUGCUCAGCCCAGAGCCAGGAGCACAGGCAGCGGGUCCUCAUUGACGGCGUGGAGUGGAACGAUGUGACGUUCUUCCAGCUGGCAGCCCAGUGGUCCUCCCACGUCAAGCACUUCCCCAUCUGCAUCUUCGAACACAACAAUUCCACCUUCUAGCCCCGCCCCUCCCCCUGCCCUUCACCCUGCCUGGGCCAAGCCCCAGAGGACCCAGCUGCUUUCCUGUGAACAGUUCAGUUUACUACAGACACAGACCCUGGAAACACAGAGAAACUGUUUGAGUUUGAAUGCGCUCACAGCCUGGAACCUAAGGGGGUUGCCCUCACUGAGACCCCCAAAUGCUCUGUUCAAUAACCAGAACACUCCGGCAGGUGGGAGAUCAGGAGGGCAGUGUUGAGCUGGAGCAUCAUGGAAGGUGUGUUUUGGCCUCGGGAUCUCCAGCACUGUCAGUAAGAGGGCUUCUGGCCUUGGAGACCUGCCCUUUCUGGAAACCAGGGCUCUGCUUAACCCUGGGAGCUGGCACCAGCCUGUGCCCAGACUCAGAGCUGGGCAGCCAGGGGCAAAGGGCUGGCCUCCCAUUGGGGCAUCUGGAGCACAACACGGAGGCCAGCCAGCCCAGCUUUGGACCCCAGUUGCCAACCAACCAAGUGGCCCCAGCACCAUCCACUUAUGGUUCCCAGUGAACUCCUGUCUCACAGGGUGAAAUAAAAAGAGCUGUAUGGUACAGAUUACACAGGCACACGGGCUGGAUAAACCAGUGCCCUCCUUGCUGGGCAGCGACCCACCUUCGUCCCUGCUUCUUCAGGUUAUCACAGAACAUUUGCUGCCACCCAACAGGUGUUGCACCAGCUAUUUACAAGGUGAGCAACCUGCCCCUCCACAGCACAGUGGUCAUUUGGCCACUUGCUGGCUGUGAACUCUCAGAUCACUGCAUCCCUCUGAAUGUUUGUUUCUACGAACAUGAGGUGAAUCAAGGAGUAACGUCAUAGGGUUUUUGUAGGGACCCUGUAGGGUGCUCCCCUAAAGCUUUCUCUGGGUGCCCGGACAGGGGAUAGGUCCGUAGCAGGGACUGUGGUUGUGCUAAUUGGUCCCUUUUCUUCCUCAUAUGUGAUUCUUCUCAGGGCCCAGGGCUAAGCUCUUUUCUCAUGUCAUAAAGAGACUGGAGAUUCUGUUAUGGGUCCCUGUCCUGGCUGAAGCCAGAGCAGAAACCCCAGGGGUGAGCAGUGGGGCCCAGGGUCACCCAACUAUCUGUGAUGGGGCUGGUUUGGGCUCAGUCAUUCAGCAAAUAUAUCAGAGUCUUCCAGGUACAGACACGGCUCUAGGCACUGACCAUAACCCAGUGCACAGAGCAGACCCCAAGCCUGUCCUGCAGAGCUUCCCUCUAGUUGGGAGCGAUUCAGUCACACUAGGCUGCACAGGCUCGUAGUGUCCACAGGACAGUGGAUGUGACA